CGGUCUGCCCUAUCAUUCCAAGAUGGCGGACCUCCUGGGUUCAAUCUUAAGCUCGAUGGAGAAACCUCCAACAGUCGGCGACCAGGAAAGCCGACGAAAGGCACGAGAGCAAGCAGCAAGACUCAAGAAGAUGGAGGAGAUGGAGAAAAGAAAGAAAGCCGAGUUCAGGAAAAAGAUGGAGAAGGAAGUGUCAGACUUCAUCCAAGACAGUUCACAACAGAAAAGGAAAUACAAUCCCAUGGGGAAGAUUGAAAGGAGUAUAUUACACGAUGUUGCCGAAGUGGCUGGUUUGACUUCGUUUUCUUUCGGGGAGGACGAGGAGAGUCGCUACGUCAUGCUGUUUAAAAAGGAGUUUGCUCCAUCAGAUGAAGAGCUGGAAGCCUAUCGUAAAGGAGAGGAGUGGGAUCCCCAGCUGGCAGAACAACGCCGCAGACUAAAAGAACAGGCUGCGCAGGAGGAAGCGGCAUCCAGUCAGACAAAAACAUCACAGGCAUGUCCCAACUCCAACUACAGAGACAAGUACAGUCACCUGAUCGGCACCUCGGCUGCAAAGGAUGCUGCACACACACUAGAGGCCAACAGGGCUUAUGGCUGUGUUCCGGUGGCCAACAAGAGGGACACUCGCUCAAUAGAAGAAGCCAUGAAUGAAAUCAGAGCAAAGAAACGGCAGAAGCGAGAGGACGACACAGGGGCACACAGCAGCAGCUCUUGAGGCUCCACCGGUUCCUCUUCCUGUCUGCUGUUGUGUGUGCGUGCGUGCGAGUGCAUUAGUGUGUCUGUGUGCACUCCGUGUGUCUCAUUCAUCUUCAAAUGCAAUAUCCUGUACUUCAGACAUUUAAAAGUAUAAUUUAUAUGACAGGCCUUGAAUCGAGUGUGCACACCACUCUCUGACCAGGCCUGCGGUGAAAUCGUGAAUUCUUGUUGAGGAUGCUCAGGUGUGUCUGAUCCAAAAGGUGGAUUAUUUUACGUGUUUGUUUAACAUUGGCGGUGAUGUUCUGUGUGUUAAGUUUCUCACACACACACACGAUUGGACCAUUACAGUGGAAGACUCAAAAGAAAAAUGUGUUUGGGUGUUAAGCUUCUUAAAAACACCCUAUAUCCACGUGUCAUUUUUAAGAGAACAUUUCGGCAAACAUUGAUAUUUUUCAUGCAGAUGUGCAUUUCCAGGCCUAAGUAGAAGUUUUAUUAUUGAAAAUGUGGCUGAUUUUGAGCCUUUUAAAAGCCAGGUUUUAGAAACGUACAGCUUCAGUGUCUCACUGACAGUGUUCACAGCAUUCAUUGUAGAUUUGUACAUGGAAACAGAAAUGCGAUCUCUUGAGCAGUUUUUGGUUUGGUUUGUUGAUUUAUUAUUUUUUCUGUAAGUCUCAACUUGUUUGAGAACCUUCUAAAGUUUCUGGCCAUGUUGUCUAUCAUGAGAGGAACCCCAUUGUAGGAAAUACAGUUUUGUUGAUUUUUAGAAAUGUGUGACAAAGUCUGUGAUUUUCUUUGUUUCUAUACAUCUGCACUGACUGUGAAUGCUUCUGUUACUCCAGUGUAAAUGUUUUAUUAUUAAGCCGUGUGAUGGGCUUACAAAAGGCAUCACGGUAGGGAGUAAAAGUAACCAGGCUCCCUGUCGGGAUAUGGGUCACUACGUCUAUUCCUUUUGUUUGUCAUAAUCAUGCAAUCAAACGGGAGUUCAUUGGCACUGUGGUGUCUGUUUUAACAUGGUUGCACUGUUUUAUCCCCAUGUGUAAUAAUAAAUGGAGAAAAGAAUUA
Molecule: messenger RNA, 1755 nt
Organism: Stegastes partitus (bicolor damselfish)
Lineage: Eukaryota; Metazoa; Chordata; Actinopteri; Pomacentridae
Gene: spag7
Product: sperm associated antigen 7
Exons: 7
Coding region: 23-712 (229 amino acids)
Molecular function (GO): nucleic acid binding
Source: RefSeq, a predicted model, not a curated record